This is a messenger RNA of Lobosporangium transversale, 1561 nucleotides long. RefSeq names its product Adenosylhomocysteinase. Gene Ontology annotation, biological process: L-methionine cycle. Gene Ontology annotation, cellular component: cytosol. Lineage: Eukaryota; Fungi; Mortierellomycota; Mortierellomycetes; Mortierellales; Mortierellaceae. The transcript has 2 exons. The coding region runs from base 178 to 1398 and encodes 406 amino acids. The record is from RefSeq and is a predicted model, not a curated record. Gene Ontology annotation, molecular function: adenosylhomocysteinase activity.
UAAUAACGCAGCAGCAAAUAUGUUUAAUAUAAUCUUCGAUGUUCCUUCACUCAAGGAAUUGUAAAACAUCAGUGUUGGCUUUUCUAACGGAUUGCUUACAAAAUCCAUGUUUAACAUUCAGCUGACAUUAGCCUUGCCGCUUUUGGCCGCAAGGAGAUCGAGCUCGCCGAAAACGAGAUGCCUGGUCUCAUGGCUCUCCGUCAAAAGUACGGCCCUCAACAAGUCCUCAAGGGUGCUCGUAUUGCCGGUUCACUCCACAUGACCAUUCAGACUGCUGUCUUGAUUGAGACCCUCACCGCUCUUGGUGCUGAGGUCACCUGGACUUCCUGCAACAUCUUCUCCACUCAGGACCAUGCUGCUGCUGCCAUUGCCGUUACCGGUGUGCCUGUUUUCGCCUGGAAGGGUGAGACCGACGAGGAGUACAUUUGGUGCCUUGAGCAGCAGCUCCUCGCCUUCAAGGACGGUAAGGGUCCCAACUUGAUCUUGGACGACGGUGGUGAUCUGACUACUCUUAUCCACGAGAAGCACCCUGAGCUCUUGAAUGAAAUCAAGGGUAUCUCGGAGGAGACCACCACUGGUGUUCACCAUUUGUACAAGAUGCUUAAGGAGAACAAACUUAAGGUCCCUGCAAUCAACGUCAACGACUCUGUCACAAAGUCCAAGUUCGACAACUUGUAUGGAUGCCGUGAGUCUCUUAUUGACGGAAUCAAGCGCGCCACCGAUGUCAUGAUCGCUGGAAAGGUUGCUGUCGUUGCCGGAUACGGUGAUGUCGGUAAGGGAUCUGCUGCUGCUCUUAAGGGCAUGGGUGCUCGUGUGAUCGUCACCGAGAUUGACCCUAUCAACGCUCUUCAGGCUGCCAUGGAAGGUUAUGAGGUCACUACUAUGGAAGAGGCUGUCAAGGAGGGUAACAUUUUCGUCACCACCACCGGCUGCCGUGAUAUCAUCCGUGGCGAGCACUUUGCUGUCAUGAAGGAUGAUUCGAUUGUCUGCAACAUUGGCCACUUUGAUAUUGAGCUGGACGUUGCCUGGUUGAAGAAAAACGCUGUCAAGCACGUUAAUAUCAAGCCUCAGGUUGAUCGCUUCCAGAUGGCAUCUGGUAACCAUAUCAUUCUAUUGGCCGAGGGCCGUCUCGUCAACUUGGGAUGCGCUACUGGUCACCCUUCGUUCGUCAUGUCUAAUUCGUUCUCAAACCAGGUCUUGGCUCAGAUUGCUCUCUGGACCGAUAUUGGAUCCUUCCCCUUGGGUGUCCACAUGCUCCCCAAGAAGUUGGAUGAAGAGGUCGCUGCUGCUCAUUUGGCCAAGAUUGGUGUCAAGCUUAGCAAAUUGACUCCUGUCCAGGCUGAGUACUUGGGUCUUAACCCUGAGGGUCCAUUCAAGCCUGAGCACUACCGCUACUAAGCAGUCAUUUGCUCGUGCAAGUGUACAGCAAUUCCCCCCUUCUGCAUUCCUUAAACAAUCAAUUCAACUUGUACAAUAGUCUCAUUCACUCCUGUCUGUUACUUGCACAUAGUCUUUCAGUUGUAAAAAAAAAAAAAUUAUAAAAACUUUGUCUCAACACAAA